This is a messenger RNA of Dictyostelium discoideum AX4, 804 nucleotides long. RefSeq names its product 40S ribosomal protein S4 (gene rps4). The transcript has 2 exons. The record is from RefSeq and is a predicted model, not a curated record. Gene Ontology annotation, molecular function: structural constituent of ribosome; RNA binding. Gene Ontology annotation, cellular component: cytoplasm; ribosome. The coding region runs from base 1 to 804 and encodes 267 amino acids. Lineage: Eukaryota; Evosea; Eumycetozoa; Dictyosteliales; Dictyosteliaceae. Gene Ontology annotation, biological process: translation.
AUGGCUCGUGGUCCAAAGAAACAUUUAAAAAGAUUAGCAGCUCCAAAUCACUGGAUGUUAGAUAAAUUAUCUGGUAAAUGGGCACCAAGACCAUCAAGUGGUCCACACAAAUUAAGAGAAUGUCUCCCAUUAAUCCUCGUCUUAAGAAACAGAUUAAAGUAUGCCUUAACCAAAAAGGAAGUCACCUUAAUCUUAAUGCAAAGACUCGUCAAAGUUGAUGGUAAAGUCCGUACCGAUCCAAACUACCCAGCUGGUUUCAUGGAUGUCAUCUCAAUUGAAAAGACCAAGGAAAAUUUCCGUUUACUCUUUGAUCCAAAAGGUAGAUUCACAUUACAAAGAAUCACCCCAGAAGAAGCUAAAUUCAAAUUAGCCCGUGUCACCCGUGUUGAAACUGGUAACCAAGGUAUCCCAUACGUCCACACUGAUGACGGUCGUACCAUCCGUUACCCAGAUCCAGCCAUCUCAAUCCACGAUACCAUUAAAAUCGAUAUUGAAUCAGGUAAAAUCACUGCUUUCAUCCCAUUCGAAGUCAACAACUUAUGUAUGAUCGUUGGUGGUCACAAUUUAGGUCGUGUUGGUGCCGUCACUCACCGUGAAAAACAUCCAGGUUCCUUCGAUAUCGUUCACGUUACCGAUACUGCUGGUCAUCAAUUCGCCACUCGUUUAUCUAACGUCUUCAUCAUUGGUAAAGCCUCCCAAACUUUCGUCUCCCUCCCAGCCGGUAAAGGUGUCAGACGUUCAAGAGUUGAUGAACGUAACGCUGCCCUCAAGAGACGUGGUGAAAAAAUCGAAACCGUUGCUUAA